Messenger RNA from Perkinsus marinus ATCC 50983, 1215 nucleotides. RefSeq lists its product as hypothetical. The transcript has 14 exons. Bases 1 to 1215 code for a protein of 404 amino acids. Lineage: Eukaryota; Perkinsozoa; Perkinsida; Perkinsidae. The record is from RefSeq and is a predicted model, not a curated record.
AUGGCCAUCGACUCGAAGGUAGAAGAGGACAUCUUGACGAUGGUCGGGGUCGCCGAUAAGAGAGUCCGUGCCAUGGACGAGUCCGCCGCCGAAGCCUGUUUCAACAGUGCUCCUACCCCUAGGCUAUGGGGAAAGGACAUGCCCUGCAUGAAAGUCGCAGCCUCGGUCAACCUGGUCACCAUACCGGAGGAGAACCUCACCGAAGAGUAUUUUGGAAGGUUGUUGGGAGGCGGCGCUUCCAUUGUUGUACUGGACAUCACCAAGGGAGUUUUUAACGAGGCUGGUAUCACACAAGUCGGACAGAGGUCAAUGCUGAGUUUUUACCCUCCUCAGCUGAUCCUCAAGCGAACUGCGGGGAAGAGCAACAGUGGCGUCAGUCGGCCUUUUUCGUUGGCUUUGUCUGUGGGCAACAACGAACUGGCUAAACUGUCUAUUGUUAAAGUGCCUAUACCACAUGGUAUCAGCGCGGUCAUUAUCCCACCGGUUCGCACUGGCGCCGAAAUUACAUUAUCUCGGAGCUCUGCCCUGGGAAUGAAGAGGAGAAGAAUUAAGAUAUUCAUACACACCACUUCUACUAAGAACAUUGAUGACUUCCUCCCGACUGUGGAUGGAAUAGUAAGCACCAACUGGAUCGGUGCUCUCCUGAAACGCACCGUAAUUGACAUUGUGAGAGUCUACAAUAAACCUUACCUCGCAGUGAUCACGGACUGCUCUGCCGCACCAGUAGGCAACCUUAUGGCCGCAGUAUUGGUUCAAAGCGAUACAGCUCUGAGUUAUGUAGAGUGUCGGGUUUCGGCAGCAGAUGCAUUUUCGUCGAGUCCGAGUAAAUCUGACUCGGUGGUACGACUGGUGGUCGAGAGAGCCAUCGCAAUACAGAGGGACCCGGGGAAUAAGUCUAAGCUCAUAGCGGCCUUCUCGGACGACGGAACAACAGCGGCUAUGCUUUCUAGGAUGAGGCCUUCUUGCAAGAUCCUGGCCAUGUCGGCCUCUGAGGCGGUGGUGAACUUCUUCACAACCCUCUGGGGUGUCGAGCCACUGCAGACAUCUAGUUAUCAAUCGGCAGAAGCAGUGAUUCAAAAUGUGAAGGAUUUCUGUAAGGACACUGGUCUGGCCGCCUCGGGCACUAACCUCGUGGUUGUACGCCCGAUACCGUCCACGGCUACUCUAGAGGAGAUCGAUGAUCUGGAUGCUUAUGUCGAGCUGGUGGAGGUUUAG